UGUCAGAUGACUACUAUGCUUAAUGCAUGUGGAAGCGGCGGUUGGACUCUGGUUAUGAAGAUGAAUGGUUCUAAGGACACCUUCCAAUAUGAUUCCGAUCUCUGGAGUAAUAUGGUGGAGUUUGACAGUUUUGCGGGGAUGACAGGAUUUGACGAGCAAGAAACCAAGCUACCAACUUACUGGAACACAAGUUUCAGCUCGAUAUGCCUCGGCAUGAAGAAAGGCAAUGAAACCAACUUCAUCUUGAUCGAUAAGCCGGCUGAAUCUCUGUACUAUUUGAUAGCGGAUGGGCAAUACCGUAGCACUUCACUUGGUCGCAACGCAUGGAAGUCGCUGAUUGGUGCAGAGGCCUCUUUGCAAAACAACUGCAAUGCAGAAGGGUUCAACGUACACCCGAAUUCAAACAAUUCGAAGGCGAGAAUUGGUUUGAUUGCCAAUAAUGAAGGAGACUGCGGGACCUGUGAAUCUAGAAUUCGCUUUGGUUGCGCAGGCACGGUUCCAAAUACAUGUGGAAAUAGGGCCGCUCAUGAUGCAGACAAUGGAGAAAAAAAUAUCAAAGUGAUGGGUUACAUCUUUGUUCGGUGAAAAGCAUUUUAUUUGAUAAUCAGGGUACACGCUUUCUAUAGCUGCAUAUAUCACCAACUACAUGAGAAGUGCACUUAAUGACAUAGAAGUCACACAGUGGUCAAACGUGGGGCAUGUGCAAGGGGAUCAACUUUGAGCGCACACGCACCAAUUUCCCGCGCAAAAUUUCUAAGGAAUACAUAAGAAACCGCCGUCUCGCUAAAUAACGAUGCAAAAGAAAAUCUAAGCGUUCAUGGGAAUCAUGGGAAAGGAACACUCGAUGGGUAUUCCGUUGAUUUACUAGUCUAUUUUGAACUUUACAAAAAACGUUAUACGCUU
This is a messenger RNA of Pocillopora damicornis (cauliflower coral), 903 nucleotides long. RefSeq names its product putative skeletal organic matrix protein 5. Lineage: Eukaryota; Metazoa; Cnidaria; Anthozoa; Scleractinia; Pocilloporidae. The record is from RefSeq and is a predicted model, not a curated record.